AUGAUGCUACUCAAACUUGCUUUCAUCAUAUGUUGCGUCGCUUACAAUGUUAUUGCCGGAUCCAGCGCAUUCUAUGGUCUCAAUUAUGGCGUGAGUAAAGAAGCAUGUCCUUCGUUUGAUACGGUCAAAAGAGACUUCCGUGUACUAUCUCAAUACACAAACACGGUCCGUGUGUAUUCUCUCAAGGAUUGUGAUAUUGGCCAACUCGCUCUGCAAGCAUCCCAAAAGGCCAAAAUGAAGAUUUAUCUGGGAAUGUGGAUAGACAAAACAGAUUCAUUUGAGCAAGAGUAUCAGGCUUUGAAGAGGCUUGCAAUGUCAAAUAGCCUCUACAAUGUUGAAGCCAUCAUCGUAGGAUCUGAGGUCAUGUACAGAGAGGAUAUGACAGCCGAUGAACUUGCCAAACGCAUCAACAUGGUAAAGAGUUUGGUUGGACCCAAAGGAAUCAAGGUGACCACAUCUGAAGUAUACUACAAAUUCUAUCCCGAGAUCAUUGAUGCUGUGGAUUUCCUCAUGAUGAAUGCAUUCAUUUAUUGGGAAGGAGAGCAUAUUGACAAUGCUGUGGACAAAUUGAAGGAGCAUUUCUUGUCAGUAAAAGGCAUCUCUAAAGGAAAAGUUGUGCGUAUUUCGGAAACUGGCUGGCCAGACCAAGGGGAUCAAUUCAAAAACUCAAUCCCAUUGCCAGAAAAUCAAAAAAACUUCUUGAUGAAAACCCUAUGCAUGACUCGCACAUUAGGAAUUGACAUGAUUUGGUUCUCUGCUAUUGAUGAGCUCUACAAACCAGGCGUCGAAGGACAUUUUGGUCUAUUGGAUUCGAACAGAAAAUUAAAAUCUUUCUAUCAAUUUGACAACUUGAUGAAUCCCUGCAUCGCUUAA
Molecule: messenger RNA, 873 nt
Organism: Mucor velutinosus
Lineage: Eukaryota; Fungi; Mucoromycota; Mucoromycetes; Mucorales; Mucoraceae
Exons: 3
Coding region: 1-873 (290 amino acids)
Biological process (GO): carbohydrate metabolic process; cell wall organization
Cellular component (GO): cell surface; fungal-type cell wall; extracellular region
Molecular function (GO): glucan endo-1,3-beta-D-glucosidase activity
Source: RefSeq, a predicted model, not a curated record